AUGUCUUCGCAAUUGAUCGUCUCUAGCAUCGUUGACUUCGUGAUCUACCACCUCACCUUGUACGUCACUUGCGUCAUCAAUGAAGUCAUUUGGGGAAUCUGGGAUCAACAUAUCUUUGCAAAUGAUCUCAAGAACAGCAGUUGCAACGAUGACAAGGACACAUCGCUCUGGAAUAAAUAUCAUGCAUCUUCACGACUUAUCAUCCGUAUGUACGAAGAACUGUUUGAGUUUAUGCUAGCGAUCCACAAGCUCCACCAGACUGCUGACAAUCCUGGCGAGUCAUCUGCUUCUGAUGACGCCAGGGCUGCAGGUCACGACAGCAGGGACGAGGGCGAAGACGACAAGUGGACGGAUCUGCCUGACGUCAUCCUAGAGAACAUCUUCACGAGGCUGUCCUACAAAGACCGGCACCACGCCUCGCAGGUCUGCUCGAGAUGGAACGCGGCAUUCUAUGCGCCAAAAGUCUGGGAGACCUUCACCUUGUAUAGCGGCACGCUGACCAGACAGGUCUUCAAAACGGGCGACGUCAACCAAAAGGAACUGAGCGCCAGGAAAGCACAGCUGUGUCUGGGACGAGUCGGAUACCUGAUCAAGAACAUGACCAUCACCGCAAUCGAUAACUUUUUUGACGUGUAUGAGUUUAUCCGGAUACUUAUCCAGUUCAUUCUGCACUACGACGAAUUCCCGUUGCCCUUGCUCCACACGUUCGACUUCACGUUUGCCUGUGAGUUCAGGGGUCUCUCCGGGGUGAUUAUUCAUGGUACUGGAGGUAAGAUACUGGAAAUUCUUAAGACGCUGCUCCGCAAUCUUCAAAACUUGAAGCAUCUCAAACUGAGGCAGCUGCUUCUGGAUACGGAAGAGGUAUCGGGUCUGUUUGACGCUGUUGCCAAUAAUCUGGAAUAUACUCUGGAAUCUAUGGAAAUCCUUAACUGUACGAAAAUUCCUUUUCCGGUCUUUGAGCUGUGUCGAUUUUCGAGUCUCUCGCAACUGACUAUAACCACACAGCAUCUGAAUGAUGACAUCGUCCUGGAGCUUGGACUGAACGGUUUGUCGAGACUGGUCAUCGUGCAGGACAGGUACACGGCUGUAGCGCAGCCCGUGUCCAGGGAAUGUUGGGGUCAUCUUAAGGAGGUGGCGCCACUGUUGAAAGUCACGCUGGAGCUUCGAGGUCCUGCGAAACACGACCUCCUCAUUCAGCCACGAGCUCCCGUCGAUACCAUCAUCGUCUCCUCGCCAUAUUCCAAGAUGUCUCCCGCUGUUGCAGAUUCCAUAGUUACCAACUAUCAAGACACCCUGGAAGCUGUGCUUCAGAAAAGCUUACCUAGAAUUCAUGGCUCGAGGUCAUUUCAUGACAGAAAUGAUGUGUGUUUUCUGGACUUCGUUCGAAGAUGUUCCAAGUUGCAUACCCUUGCGAUAAGGGAGAGAAUUUCAACAGCAACAGUCUUGCUUUUGGCAAAGGGAGGUAAAUCUCUGAAGAGUUUGAUGCUUAGGGAGAAUGCGUUGCUGAAGAAAUGCGAUUGGCCGAAGUCGCCUGAAUGGUCCGAUCAGUUUUACCAGUGGCUGAAGAAGUCGAGCACGUCUUUCGAACUGACCAACAGGGAGGUUUCAAACAUUUUUGGAUAUGAGUGGAAACCUUUGAAAGAUAGGGAAUUCAAACAGAAUUAUUGGUGGCAUGAUGUUAACUGAAAUUUUACGACCAAUUACCCUGGUUGUAUUCGGAAUUGUGGGCGAUUUUUGAUCUGGACUCAUUAUACCAAACUGUUGAACUCUGCUUGUCUUUCUUGCUUUUAUUUUCUCAUAUGCUGACCAGGUUAUGCCAAAAUGCUGUUCUGUAAUAUGUUGUUCCUGGUUUUACCUGAUUUAUACGGUUUACAUAUUAAUCUGUUCGCGAAUGUAUUGCAAACAAAGCGUGCAUGGACGCGGUAUGCGCUUAUGUUAGACAUUAGGCUUUGAUUUUAUUGUAUAUUUUCGUGCUUAUGUCCAAGAAACGUUGGUGGACCCGUCGUUUUGUUUCCUCAUCUAAAUCAGUACCCGCAAGUGAUAUAUCGAAAGCCGUGGUAUGUGAUGUUCUGUUUUGGUUCUGUUCGAUAGGAGUAGCCUAUGUGACGUAGUUUUUUCUCUAACUAUCUAGACCAAGUGUCUAAAUAAGCACACCGAAGACACCAUAAACACGUUAAUCAAACCUAUUUUUUCUUUUCUUGUCAUGACAAGUGUUUUCCCGAGAACGUUUACCCAAAUACCGGCUUCAACUAGAAUUAGUUAACUGCUAAAUUAUAUGGUAUUAAACCAUAUGUCCGUGGUAUGUCCGUGCGCAUAUUAGAGCUCUUUCUGCUAAUUGAUAAGAUUAGUUCGUGUGUCUAGCAUUGAUCACUAGCCUAUUUUUUGGACAGACGGCUCGGGCACAGGGUCUAGCUCAGUCGGUAGAACACACAGCGGGUUGUGGGAUCGAGUAGACCCAUUCUCUGAUUGUGUUCCCCAUCGCAACCAGUGACCCAUAACUGGUAUAUUAAAGACCGUGGUAUGUGUUCUGUAUGUUUGAAAGUGCAUCCAGUGACUCAUAACUGGUAUAUCAAAGACCGUGGUAUGUGUUCUGUAUGUUUGAAAGUGCAUCCAGUGACCCAUAGCUGGUAUAUCAAAGACCGUGGUAUGUGUUCUGCAUGUUUGAAAGUGCAUCCUGUGCUGCUAAUGUUUCCUCUUUGACUAUAUGUUAAAAACAACCUAAGGUUUGACGUCCAAUAGCUGGUGAUGAUUAAUUAAUUAAUGUCUUCUAGAUAGUCUAAAAAAAAGUAUUGAACAAAAAUAAUACAAAGUACAUAAAUGUCUUUUCAAAUCUUUGGUGAUUCAGGGUCGUCGGAAGCAAUUAAAAGUCGGUAUGGCCAUUAAAGCAAUGUAUAUGAUGAGAUCUAUACUAUGCGAGCGCCAUAGGAAGAGCCAAAAAACGUUCCUGGCCAAAAAAGUGGUACGUCUGUAGUAUUUAAAUUCAAACCUACUGGUUUGAAAUUACCUGUUAGUUUUAGGACUGACUGACAACUGUACAAGUGAUAAUGUGUCACUUGUUUAACAGCACAACGAGGCUGUGCACCUAUAUACGUGUUACUAGCUAACAAUGUUGGUGGUCAACCUGUGGUGAUUGUUUUGCAUGGUAGUUGUGAAGAGAAAGUACUCCCUAAACUAGCAGUCACGUAGCCCUCUCCAUAUUUUUGUAUAAUUCCAUUUUAUAGUUACUAUUUUGUAAUAGGCGUCUGGAUUGGUUAAAAUGCUAUCACGUGAUCUAAAAACAAAAACACCCAAAAAACUCUCAUUCUUCCAUGAA
Messenger RNA from Gigantopelta aegis, 3313 nucleotides. RefSeq lists its product as uncharacterized. The record is from RefSeq and is a predicted model, not a curated record. The transcript has 3 exons. Gene Ontology annotation, molecular function: protein binding. Bases 1 to 1686 code for a protein of 561 amino acids. NCBI's taxonomy places the organism in Eukaryota, Metazoa, Mollusca, Gastropoda, Neomphalida, Peltospiridae.